Mugil cephalus (flathead mullet) is the source of this 4309-nucleotide messenger RNA. It is a transcript of the gene fkbp15b, whose product is annotated as FKBP prolyl isomerase family member 15b. The record is from RefSeq and is a predicted model, not a curated record. The transcript is spliced from 30 exons. The coding region runs from base 101 to 3823 and encodes 1240 amino acids. Lineage: Eukaryota; Metazoa; Chordata; Actinopteri; Mugiliformes; Mugilidae. Gene Ontology annotation, cellular component: growth cone. Gene Ontology annotation, molecular function: peptidyl-prolyl cis-trans isomerase activity.
CAGGAAGAGGAAGUCACAAAGUAGACAUGUAAAAGACAGAAGUCUUUUCUGGGGUUGUUUUAUUUUAUAAGAGAAGGCUUCAAACGUUAAAAGAAUAAUAAUGUUCGCCGGUGACGACGAAGACGGGGACUUCUUGUCGCCCUCGGGAGGUGCCAAGUUGGCGUCCCUGUUUGGACUAGACCAGGAAGCCAGUCAGGGGAACGAGUCGUUCCAGUACACGGCCCCGAAACAGCCUAAAAAAAGCUCCAGCUCAGCACCAGCCAAUCAGAAAGCAUCUCCUCCUGGAGCUCCUGCAGUGUUAUUUGCCUCAGCAGUCCAAGCCUUCAGAUAUAUUAACGGACAAUACACCAAGCAGGGGAAGCUGGGGGCAGCCGUACUGGGCAGCCACACAACAAAAGAGUACAAGCUGCUUCUGUACUUGAGCCAACAGAAACAAGUUACCACGGCCAAGAUUCACGUGGGCUUUGAUUUCACGGUUCAGCCUAACAAUUACUGCACUUUUUAUGAUGACCAGAGGCAGAACUGGUCCCUGAUGUUUGAAUCAGAAAAAACUGCAUCUGACUUCUGCAAAGAGGUAUGCUUGGCGAAAGCAAACAGUGCGUCUUCUUUAGAUGUUGUGGUGGUUCAGGACCUGAGUCUUGGUGAGGGCCAAGCGGUGGAAAAUGGAGACUCUCUGGAGGUGGUGUACACAGGCUGGCUCCUGCAGAACUACACCAUCGGACAGAUGUUUGACUCCAACCAGAACAAAGACAAGUUGCUGCGACUCAAACUCGGAGCUGGGAAGGUGAUCAAAGGCUGGGAGGAAGGGAUGAUUGGAAUCAAGAAGGCAGGCCGUCGUCUCAUCGUUAUACCGCCCAGCCUAGCAUACGGAUCCAAAGGAGUCCCAAACCGAGUCCCACCUAACAGCACUCUCAUCUUUGAAGCGGAGCUAAAUCGGGUGAAGUUUUCUAAGGACAGUGGCUCUGACAGGGCCAGUGCCAGCUCCAGAGACUCUGCUGCUCCCUCCCCUGCCCCCUCCCCGGCCCUCAGCAUGGAACAUCUGGCCCCGGAGUCUUCAGUAGAAGCAGCUGCCUCAGGUCCAGGCAGACCCGGGCCAGAGCCGCCUCUACGUACAAAGUCAAACUCUCUGAGUGAACAGCUGGCGAAUCCAGAUUCCACCAAAGCCAAGCUAAUCUCUCGCAUGGCGAAGAUGGGUCAGCCUAUGUUGCCCUUUCUGGCAGGAGCAGCCGGCCAGCCUGAAUCUAGUGACUCAGAGCUUGAGGACACCAGUGGCAGCAGAGCGAAGGAUCGGCUUGCAGCUCCGUCUCCGGUGCAGAUCACUAACGCUGCUCCACCUUCUGUACACGUCCAGUCUCACCCUCAUGCUGCUCCAACCUCUGCCUUACUUCCUGUCAUGACCACGGUUGCCCCACAGCCUGGGAUGCCAGGCAACAGCCACGCCUUCCAGCCUUAUCCCUACACACAGACCUCUGCAGCCCCGUCUCAGCUGCAGCCUGUUGGCCAGGUCUACCCUGCACAAACUGUCCCGUACAUGGGUUCCGGGGAUGUUACUUCCUUUUUAAUGACUGAGGCCCGGCAGCACAACACAGAGAUUCGGUUAGCUGUUGGGAAAGUAGCAGAUAAAGUAGAUCAGCUGGCCUCCAAGGUUGAUGACCUUCAAAGGCAGGGAAGUCUGUCUGCGGGCGUGUCUGGUAUGUCCAUGGAAACGUCCAUGAUCAUGCACAACAUCCAAAGAAUUAUCCAGGAAAAUGAUUGCUUGAAAAAGGAAGUGUUUGAGAAAAGCUCUCGCAUUGAGGAACAAAACCGCAAGAUCGGGGAUCUCAUCAACCAGAACCAGAGGUACAUGGAGCAGAGUCAUGUUCUUCUGGAGCAGAGGAACGACUCCCUCAAAUCAACCAGUGAACAGAACCAGGCCAGGCUCCUGCAGGCGGAGCAGGACAAGCAUGCUCUACCUCUGGACCUGGGCUCUGGCCAGGUCCGAUUGACCGAGGACCUGGCCUCCUCCACGGCGCGUGUGUCUCAGCUGCAGCUAGAAGCUUCAGCUCACCAGCAGAAGGCCGUGGAGCUGCAGACCAAACUGAGCUCAGCGCUUCAAGACAGUGAGAGCCACUGUCAACGCAUCACUGCCCUGGAGACACAGCUGGAAGAGCUGAAGGAGGAAGCAGAGAAGGCCCAGACUCAGUACCGCUCAGAGAAGCAAAAACGCAAAGAGAUGGAGCUGAGAGUCAACACGGUGGACGAGGAGCUGCAGGACCUGAAGACCGAUAAAGAAAACCUAGAACGAGCACUUUUAGAGAGGAAGAAGAAGUGGCAGGCAGAGCGCCAGCGUCGGGACGAGGAGGUGGAGGAGCUCCGCAAGAGCAGCCAGCAGGAGCUGGACAACCUCCGGACUCAACUCCGCAAAGCCAGAACCAGCAGUGACAACGCUGCAUCUGAGCAGUUGUCUCAGCUGCAGCUGGAGCUGGAGGAGGAGUGGAAGGGGAAGAGUCAGCAGGCGUUGGCUUCGGCUAAAGAGCAGCACAGCAGAGAGCUGCUCGAGCUGACCGAACAGAGAGAUGCUCUGCAGAACAAGCUAACUCAGCUGCAGGAAAAGUUUACAGCUUUGAAGCAGUCGAGAGACUCUGAGGAACAGAGUCUGCAACAACAGCAAAGGCAAAGCGAAGAGCUUCAAGCCCUUCAGGAAAAAUACAGAGCUCUGGAGCUGCAGGGAAAAGCUGUACGGGAGAAGUUGGAAAGACGAGUGGCUGAACUGGAGAAGAACGCUGAGGAGCAGGAGGGUUCAGGGGAUACUGCAGCAGAGGUGAAGCGUGUGAUGAACGGAGUGUUUCAUACUCUGCGAGGGGAGUUUGACCUUAGUGAAUCUUACAGUGGCCAGGCUGUGCUCAGUGUAAUCGUCUCUACCAUUAAAAAUGUAACUCUGCAGCUGCUCAGUGGAACUGACAAACCAUCCCUGAAACCAUCUAAGAAGGAAGAGGAGGCGGAGGAGGCAGAGGAGGAGGAGGACGAUGAAGAAGAAAGUGAGACUGUGAAACAAAGGGAGGAAACACCUCCCCAGAUUGUACAUGUGAAUGGACAAAGAGAAGUCAAAGAAGAAGAAAAGGAGGAAGAAAAGGUGGAAGAUGUACAUGUGACUGAGGUCCAACAAGUCAGUGAGACUCAGAUGGUUCAGGAAGAUGCAGCAGCAGAGGAGGAGACGGAGACGGAGAAGGAGACAGUAACUGAGACGGAGACAGUAACUGAGACGGCACGUCUGGCAGAGCCUUCAGAACCCACUGCUCCGCAUCCACUUCCACCCACUGACCUCAGUCCACAAGAUACAGCAACAACACAAUCUGAAGUGAAGCAGGAGCACAAACAACACUCUGAACACUCUGAAAUCUCGACAGAAGAAAAAGACACCAGCAGGUCUGCAGGUCUGGAUGAUGGGCCUGAUGAGAGAGCACCGCCUGAGGACGGACUUGAGCCUGUGUCAGAAGAAAAUGCUGUAAUGAGUAGCAAGGCAGACCCAGAGAGUGUGGAAGACGGGGAGCAUGUAGAAGAAAUAAAAGCUGAUUCUCAGAGCACCUUUGGACCUCCCGUCAACCCACCUCCUCCACCGGAAGCACCCCAGAACAGCUCGAGAGAAGACGCAAGUCCGACUGGGGGAAUUGGUGAGAAAAAUGGAGAGAAGCCAUUUUUCCAGAUCCCAACUCCCGCCAAGCCCCCCGCAGUACCCAGCGAGGAGGAAGAGGAGGAUGAAAUGAGCUUGAAGGGGCGUCCGCCACCAGCCCCUCUGUUUGGUGAUGAGGACGAUGAGGAUGAUGACCUGGACUGGCUGAACUGACGUGGAACCAGAACAAUCCGAGUCUGCCUUUUUAAUUUCAACACUAAAAAGAAGCGUGAGGAGCUUUAACGGGUGUUUCUGCCCAGUGGAGCAGCGUAAGAGGCCCAAGCAGCCUCUGCUGUGGCCGGACACGUGGCCCGGCUCUUCAGCUGAGCGUUGCCCUGGCGACCAGCAGCUGCUGCCACCGCCGUCAGGGACAACAAGGCUUCAAUCUCAGGCUGAUUUAGGUUGAAAUAACAAGCUUGUCAAAAUCAAAUCAGAAUAUUUUCAUUAAUUUAACGUGAUCUCUGUUUGUGAUGAAGCUUAAUCCCAGAUUUUACACGGCCCUGUAGCAGGUUAUGUUGAAUUAGCAGGAAUAAUGUUGUCAGUGGUUUCAGACUGGAUCAUAAUAGUUUUUAGUAAUUAGCUCGCAGCUUUAAAAAUAGAUCUUUUACACCGUUUUGCUAACCUGAAAUUCAUUCCAGGAAAUAAAUGAUUUUAUCUCUA